AUGAGAUCGUUCUGUCCCGUGUCAUCAGAGCUGUUUUGGAUAUGGACGCCAAGCGUUCAUGAGAGUUGGGUCGAGCCAUUAUUGACCAAGGGUGAAGUGAAAAAUGCAGUCCCAGAUGCCGAAGACACGUCAUCUGCUGCUAUGCAGUACGAUAAUGCAUGGCUUUCGAGUGAAGGGUUCUUGCCAUUCAGAUUGGCUGUUCCCAGAGAGAUCAAGAGAGAGGAGGAUACCAGAAACGGGAGUCUCGUUACUGUUGACGGCCGCAUUACGGCAUCGGAGUGGGAGGACUCGAGGCUGCUCUUCCGCAAAUAUGCAUCUACGGACUCCCUUUUUCAGGCAAAGGCUAGUGCGUCGGGAUUAUCAAAAGUGAAGUGGCUUAGUCACUAUACAGUCGAACGGCAGGUGAAGCAGACUGCAUACUGA
Molecule: messenger RNA, 423 nt
Organism: Aspergillus fumigatus Af293
Lineage: Eukaryota; Fungi; Ascomycota; Eurotiomycetes; Eurotiales; Aspergillaceae
Exons: 2
Coding region: 1-423 (140 amino acids)
Source: RefSeq, a predicted model, not a curated record